UCUGCGGGUGACGGCUUCUUGAGCUCUGUGGUUCUCGCUGUCCCGCGCCUCUCUCUCUUCACGGAGCCCGGCGGGUCCCGGGCUCUGACUCGGAGGUUGCGGGUGCCGGCGCCGUCGUCGGCGCCGGCCCCGGGAUGUGGCUCUGGGAGGAGCAGGGGGGCCUAUUGGCCUCCUUCUCCUUCCUGUUCCUGGUGCUGCUGCUCCUGACCCGCAGCCCCUUCAACUCCUGCCUCUUCGCUUUUAGUUUCUACCUGCUGCUGCGCUUCUUCAGCUACGAGCCCGUGCCCAGCCGCCGGGCCCUGCAGGUGCUCAAGCCCCGCGGUCGCAUCUCCGCCAUCGCCCACCGCGGGGGCGGUCAUGAUGCGCCCGAGAACACGCUUGCCGCGAUUCGCGAGGCAGCUAAGAAUGGAGCAACAGGUGUGGAGCUGGACAUUGAAUUUACUGCAGAUGGUGUUCCUGUCCUAAUGCAUGAUGAGACUGUAGAUAGGACUACUGAUGGCACAGGUCGUUUGAGUGAAUUGACAUUUGCUGAUGUUAGAAAACUUAAUCCAGCAGCAAACCACAGAUUGAAGAAUAAUUUCCCUGGUGAAAAAAUACCUACUCUGAAGGAAGCCAUUGUGGAAUGCCUAAAGCACAACCUCACAAUCUACUUUGAUGUGAAGAGCCAUGCAACUAUGGCUGCCGAUGCUCUAAAACAUAUGUAUAUGGAGUUUCCUAAGUUAUACAACAUCAGUAUCGUCUGCUCUUUCAUGCCAGAAGUUAUCUAUAAGAUGAGGCAGGCAGACCGUAAUGUUGUAACAGCUUUAACCCAUAGACCUUGGAGCCUUAGUUAUUUUGGAGAUGGGAAACGGCGCUUUGAUUGUCUUUGGAAGCAUUUUUCAUAUAUGCUGCUGGACAUUCUCCUAGAUUGGAGUUUGCAUAAUAUCUUGUGGUACCUGUGUGGAAUUUCAGCCUUCCUCAUGCAGAAGGAUUUUGUAUCUACGGCCUAUUUGAAGAGGUGGUCAGCUAAAGGGAUUCAUGUUGUUGCUUGGACUGUGAAUACCUAUGAUGAGAAAAAAUUCUAUGAAGAUCAUCUUCACUCCAGCUACAUUACUGACAGCAUGUUAGAAGACUGUUACCCUCAUUUCUAGAUUAUUACCCUUUUUCAAGGACUCUGGUUUCAGAAACCUCUGCUAUCCUUAUUCAGGGAAAUCUAAAUACCUGGACGCAGCCCUGAGUUCUUGAGGAUCAGGUGGCUCCCAGACACAUUAGUCAGAAAUUGUAUUUUAACUUGAAUCAGAGCCCAGUGGUGUGUCUACACCAAACUCUGUAUUGUGCUUGAGUUCGUCAUGGCUGAUGUUGGGAAAUUGGGUCUGUUGGGAGGUUUGCCACUGCUUACCCCUAAUCCAACUGAGUUAUAUACAAAUACUCAGUAGUGAUAAGCACAGAUUCGUGUAAUUUGUAUAUGUAAAAAUGACUGCAAAUGAAUGAGAAAUGCAUGUUAACUGUGACUGAACUUUUCUUACUUUUCACCCUUAACGUAUUCUUCCACUAUUUGUUUUUGGCCAUGUUGAACGAUGUAUUAUGGAAGUCAGACUUAGGAACCAUACUAAUAAAAUUGUUAGAAUGUAUAUUAAGCAUACAGCACCCUACGUAAUAAACAAUUUGAGAAAGAUACUGAAUGUAA
Molecule: messenger RNA, 1666 nt
Organism: Gracilinanus agilis (Agile Gracile Mouse Opossum)
Lineage: Eukaryota; Metazoa; Chordata; Mammalia; Didelphimorphia; Didelphidae
Gene: GDE1
Product: glycerophosphodiester phosphodiesterase 1
Exons: 6
Coding region: 135-1130 (331 amino acids)
Biological process (GO): lipid metabolic process
Molecular function (GO): phosphoric diester hydrolase activity
Source: RefSeq, a predicted model, not a curated record